AUUUGUUGGACUAAACUUUUGUAUUCAUAGCUGUGAAUCUAAAAAUGUUUCUGUAAAAUAAUGUGAAAGAAAUUUAGUUAAUCAAUCCCAUUUCCCACUUUCUAAGAGUAGCGAAUUAAAGUAUAAAAACGAAGUGUAUGAAAAAUCCAUUUAACUGGAAAAAUUACAAAAGAAAUUGACAUUAGUUUUAUAGUCGAUAUUAAUUAUAUUUGAUAAAACGCGAAACUAACGCAGCACAAAACGUAACGCAUAAUUAGAUUAGAAACACCGAAAGUAAACUGCAGUACUAACGUUACCUGCGAUGUAAAGAACACGCGCUUGUUAUUGCGUCGUGACGUGUGUGAACUGACGCAGUGCUCUGCAAGCGGAAGGCGGUCCGUUCUCCUGUAGUGCUCGGGCAACAAACUCGUCAAAGCUCUGACCUUAUGAUAUCUGAGGACAGCACGGCUCUCUGUCUCUGACCCUUAGCUUACACGAACCUCUUUAUGAUCGUAAGUUCACCAAGGAUGCCCGGAUCGCUACCUGCAAGUUGUGAGGCCACGUGGCCUAAAGACGUGGGAAUCAUCGCCUUGGACGUGUACGUGCCUUCGCAGUACGUGGACCAGGCGGAGCUGGAGGAGUUCGACGGAGUCGGAGCCGGCAAAUACACCGUGGGCCUGGGACAGUCCCGGAUGGGUUUCUGCACGGACCGCGAGGACAUUAACUCUCUGUGCCUGACGGUCGUUCAGCUGCUGAUGGAGAGAAACGGCCUGUCGUACGACAGCGUGGGAAGACUAGAGGUGGGCACGGAGACCAUCAUCGACAAGUCCAAGUCUGUGAAGACUGUCCUGAUGCAGCUGUUUGAAGAGUCGGGUAACACGGACGUGGAGGGAGUGGACACCACUAACGCGUGCUACGGGGGGACCGCCGCUCUCUUCAACGCCGUUAACUGGGUGGAGUCCAGCUCCUGGGACGGUCGCUACGCUCUGGUGGUUGCCGGCGAUAUUGCCGUCUAUGCCACGGGCAGCGCCAGGCCUACAGGGGGCGCAGGAGCCGUCGCCAUGUUAGUGGGACCCAACGCCCCUCUGGCCUUUGAUAGAGGACUUCGUGGGACACACAUGCAGCACGCGUAUGAUUUUUAUAAGCCAGAUAUGGUGUCCGAGUAUCCGGUGGUGGACGGCAAGCUGUCCAUUCAGUGUUAUCUGGGUGCAUUAGACCGCUGCUAUUCUGUCUACAGGAACAAGAUUCAUGCCCAGUGGCAAAGAGAGGGUCUUGAAACGCGUUUUUGUCUGGAGGACUUUGGCUUCAUGCUGUUUCACUCGCCUUACUGCAAACUGGUACAGAAGUCUUUGGCUCGUCUGGUGCUGAACGAUUUUCUGUCUCAUCCCAGUCCAAACACACAGAGCGGCCCGUUCAGUGGACUGGAAGCCUUCAGAGAUGUGAAGAUUGAGGACACAUAUUUCGACAGAGAUGUAGAGAAAGCCUUUAUGAAGGCCAGCACAGAGCUGUUUGAGCAGAAAACAAAGGCAUCUCUCCUCAUAUCCAAUCAGAAUGGCAACAUGUACACGCCGUCAGUGUACGGCUGUCUGGCAUCGGUCCUCGCGCAACACACACCGCAGCAGUUGGCCGGUCAGAGAAUCGGGGUGUUUUCUUAUGGCUCAGGAUUCGCUGCUACGCUUUACUCCAUCAGAGUCACGCAAGAUGCUACACCUGGGUCUGCAUUAGAUAAGAUGGUGUCCAGUCUGUGUGACCUGAAGGCCAGGCUGGACUCUAGGAAAAAGAUUUCGCCGGCUCUUUUCGCCGACAUCAUGAAGAUGAGAGAAGAUACUCACCAUUUAGCAAACUACGUCCCUCAGGGCUCUGUAGAUGACCUGAUCCCGGGCACGUGGUACCUCACACGGGUGGACGAGAAACAUCGCAGACAGUACGCCAGACGCUCUCUGAACGACGAUGGACAUCUGGAGGCAGGUCUGGUACAUUCCAGCAUUACAUCGGAGCAUGUUCUCAGCCCGCUAAAGAAGAUGCCCCGUAUCCCAACUACCACAGCUGGUACUGAGGUGGUCGUCAUUAGCAACGGGGAUCAUUGAGUUGACCUCUAUGAGGUGCACAUAUUGACAGAUUACGAUAAAGACACAUGGUGUGAAAAAGCAACAAGCAAACAAGCGUCCUGGAUCCGUUCCUGCCUUUUUUCGAGGCGAAUCAAUGAGUGGUAUUCAACGCAAAGCUUUUUAACUCUUCCAGGAUAGGAUUGGUUGGACCAUCACUGUGUUUUAGCUGACAGAGGCGAUUGGUUUUUCAUUUUUAGUACGUGGAGAGGUGUUUCUCAACGGAAAUGUUCCCAUAAACUGCUGCUACGAAUGAUCUAUGCAGACAUCCUGAAUUGUGUCUUUGACUCUCAAAUGUCCAUCUGUUGGCAAUGCACAUAUUUAUUAGCAUGAAACUCAAUCCGAAAUGUAAAACAGAAGUUUAAGAUUGUCAGUACCAUGAGGGGUGCAAAAUGUCUUUGUUUUUUACACUUCUUGUGACUACACGACGUCCCCGGGAGCUGUCAGAAUACCUCAGUUUUGCUGAAUCGUUCUUUUAUCAAACACCUUGGCCAUGUCAGGGAAGUGUGUGCAUGGAUUACAUAUUAAUCAGCCAAACCUUGAAACGUUUUAUAGGUUUUUAUUAAACCGUAAUGAUUGUUCAGUUGCAGCAAAAUCUAUCUUGUAUUAGAAAAGAAGUAGCACUUAUGUCAAGCGAAUGAGAAUGAUCUGUUGUUAGCGUUUAAUAACUUGUGUGUUCAGCAGUCACAAAGAUUUUAGACAAGUUUUAGUGAAUAAAGUGCCCAGACCACUAUUACAUAGGUAAAUCACAACAAUAAUAUUCACGUGCUUGAUAUGCUGAGAAAUCUUUUGUGAUGUGGUUUAGAAUGGUCAAGUUUUGGUAUUGAUUCUUCCAAGCUGCCCCUUUGGACCCAGAUUCAUUCUCAGCUGUUGUUCAAUCCAUGGUUCUAGGUCAAUAUCGUAAAAAGGGAGUAAUUCUGGUCCACCUGCAAACCCAACUUAUUCUAAGCAUUUCAAAACAAAAAUGAAUUCUAAAAACAAUAUACUCAUUUUUAACCUGCUGCCUAGAAAAAUUGACUGUAUACUUGUAUCUUGAAACCACAUACUGUAUGUUUACACGAGGUUUCCCUGAUGUCAGUUAACAAUACCUGUUGUUGGUGAGUACAGCACUAACUGUGAAAUUAUUUAUAUUUUGUGAUAGACAAAAUUGGUAUGUGAUCCGGUGUAACUUGUAGAGAACGAGCUGCAUAGAAAGAGCAUCACACAAUUGUAUGUGAUAAUCUAACAAUACUAUAUGAAAUGAAAAUUAAAUGUUAAUUUGCAGAUUUGCUCUGUUUUUAUUGUAAGUUUAUUGUAAUGCAUUACAUUUACAUGUAUUCCUUUAGCAGACACUUCUAUCCAAAGCGACUUACAAAUGAGACGGUUAGAAAGACUGAAGUAUUUUGGAAUGAAAAUGGUUACAUAAAUAAUAUAAAUUAUAAAUAUAUAAAUAUAAAUGAUAAACAUCUCUGAGAUGCCUAAAGCCACAAUCCCAAACUCUAAAGAAGUUAUGUUUCAUGUCUGACUACAAAUAGAUCAAAAAAU
Molecule: messenger RNA, 3608 nt
Organism: Triplophysa rosa
Lineage: Eukaryota; Metazoa; Chordata; Actinopteri; Cypriniformes; Nemacheilidae
Gene: hmgcs1
Product: 3-hydroxy-3-methylglutaryl-CoA synthase 1 (soluble)
Exons: 10
Coding region: 486-2066 (526 amino acids)
Biological process (GO): acetyl-CoA metabolic process
Molecular function (GO): hydroxymethylglutaryl-CoA synthase activity
Source: RefSeq, a predicted model, not a curated record